Chenopodium quinoa (quinoa) is the source of this 1436-nucleotide messenger RNA. Its product is annotated as putative lactoylglutathione lyase. The record is from RefSeq and is a predicted model, not a curated record. The transcript has 9 exons. Bases 160 to 1029 code for a protein of 289 amino acids. Gene Ontology annotation, cellular component: cytoplasm. Gene Ontology annotation, molecular function: metal ion binding; lactoylglutathione lyase activity. NCBI's taxonomy places the organism in Eukaryota, Viridiplantae, Streptophyta, Magnoliopsida, Caryophyllales, Amaranthaceae.
CCUGUCUGUCGUACCGAAAUAACUCACAAUUGAGCAUAUCUGCUCUUUUCUAGAAGUCUCUAUAAAAUCCCUUGAAAGUGUAAAUUUGAUCAUAGUAUCUUCUUCUUCUGUCACUACUUCUCAUCUCCCAAUUUUCAGCUAAGUUGCAUCAAUUUGGAAAUGGCUGAGGGGGGAGCUGCUGCACCUAAUGCAGAGUUGUUGGAAUUCCCAAAGAAAGAUAAGAGGAGAUUUCUGCAUGUUGUGUACCGUGUCGGAGAUCUUGACAAGACCAUUAAGUUCUACACAGAAUGUUUUGGAAUGAAGCUGCUGAGGAAGCGAGAUGUUCCAGAGGAGAAAUAUUCCAAUGCAUUUCUUGGGUUUGGCCCUGAGGAGUCCCACUUUGCAGUGGAACUAACAUACAACUAUGGAGUUGAUCAUUAUGAUAUCGGGACAGGGUUUGGACAUUUUGCAAUUGCUACACCAGAUGUUUACAAAAUGGUUGAAGACAUCCGAGCCAAGGGUGGUACCAUCACCAGAGAACCUGGGCCAGUGAAAGGAGGGUCAACUGUGAUAGCUUUUGUGAAGGAUCCUACUGGUUAUGUCUUUGAGCUGAUUCAGAGAAGUUCAACUCCUGAACCACUGUGCCAAGUAAUGCUCCGUGUUGGUGAUCUAGAGCGCGCUAUCAAGUUCUAUGAAAAGGCCCUGGGGAUGAAGGUAGUUAAGAAAACUGAUAGACCUGAACAAAAGUACACCAUAGCUAUGAUGGGAUAUGCCCCUGAAGAGGAGACAACUGUUCUGGAGUUGACUUACAAUUAUGGUGUGACUGAGUAUACUAAAGGAAAUGCAUACGCACAGGUUGCUAUUGGUACUGAUGAUGUCUACAAAAGUGCUGAGGUUGUCAACUUGGUUCACCAAGAACUUGGAGGAAAGAUCACCCGACAACCUGGUCCUAUUCCUGGGCUUAACACUAAGGUUGUCUCUUUUCUGGACCCAGAUGGCUGGAAAACUGUUCUUGUUGACAAUCAAGAUUUCCUCAAGGAGUUGAAGUGAUCGAAAUCGACUUCCAAGCAGUUUCUUCUAUGGAUAGCCGGCUUGCAUAAAUAAAUGUCUCUCCACUUUGCUAUGCAUCUGAUCUUUAAGGGUUUAUAAAUGUAUGAGAAUUCUAGUGCUAAUUAUCAUGUGCAAAUAAGUUGAUCUUGAGUAUCAUAUGGUCUACUCUAUCAGAUUGAUCCCACGUACAUAUACAGCACAUAUGACCAAAAAAAAUAAGGUAAUGAAAAGGAGAAAAACACUAGGAGAUCCUUUACUCGCAUGAACUGGAGCUCGUAAUGUAUUAGCAACAAAUAUGAAGAUGACUAGAACUAGUGCAGGGCAAGGCUCGAUGCCCAUUUGAUGGGAAACCAUAUGUUCUCCAUUCGCUAUGCAUUUGCUAUUUAAUUUGCUUCUUGAUUUCCUUC